UGGAGAUCAGCUGUCGGGCGGCGGCCACGUGACCCGCCCCGGGGAUAAAUGCACGGCGCGGGCCGGGAUCGGGACGUCGCCCUCCGACCCGCUUCCUCGCGUCCUAUCCGAGCCAUCGGAGCCAGCACCGCAGCCCGCACCGAGAGCUGCCGGACAGAUGGAGCAACCGCAGCCCGACAGCAUGCCCCAGGAUUUGUCUGAGGCCCUGAAGGAGGCCACCCAGGAGGUGCACACCCAGGCAGAGAAUGCUGAGUUCAUGAAGAACUUUCAGAGGGGCCAGGUGACCCGAGAAGGCUUUAAGCUGGUGACGGCCUCCCUGUACCACAUCUACGGGGCCCUGGAGGAGGAGAUCGAACACAACAAGGAGAACCCGGUGUUCGCCCCGCUCUACUUCCCAGAGGAGCUGCACCGCAGGGCCGCCCUGGAGCAGGACUUGGCCUUCUGGUAUGGACCCCGCUGGCAGGAGAGCAUCCCCUACACGCAGGCCACGAGGCGCUACGUGCGGCGACUCCACGAGGUGGGGCGCAGGGAGCCCGAGCUGCUGGUGGCCCACGCCUACACCCGCUACCUGGGCGACCUGUCCGGGGGCCAGGUCCUCAAGAAGAUUGCCCAGAAGGCCCUGGACCUGCCCAGCUCCGGGGAGGGUCUGGCCUUCUUCACUUUCCCCAACAUCGCCAGCGCCACCAAGUUCAAACAACUCUACCGUGCCCGCAUGAACACCCUGGAGAUGACCCCUGAGGUCAGGCAGAGGGUCCUGGAAGAGGCCAAGACUGCGUUUCUGCUCAACAUUCAGCUGUUUGAGGAGUUGCAGGAGCUGCUGACCCGGGACGCCAAGGACCAGAGUCCCUCGCAAGCACCAGACCUUCACAGGCGGGCCGGCAGCAGGGUGCAAGGCUCUACUCCCACAGAGACGUCCGGGGCCAAGCCCCAGCCCAGCAUCCUCUCCCAGGUGCCACUCAUCCGAUGGAUCCUCACACUUAGCUUUCUGGUGGCAACGGUCGCUGUGGGGCUUUACGCCAUGUGAACGCGAGCAUGCUGGCUCCUGGGGGCC
Molecule: messenger RNA, 1051 nt
Organism: Vicugna pacos (alpaca)
Lineage: Eukaryota; Metazoa; Chordata; Mammalia; Artiodactyla; Camelidae
Gene: HMOX1
Product: heme oxygenase 1
Biological process (GO): response to oxidative stress; heme oxidation; heme catabolic process
Molecular function (GO): heme binding; heme oxygenase (decyclizing) activity
Source: RefSeq, a predicted model, not a curated record